AUGAAGAUUGGAGGAUAUCGAUUGUGGGCGGUUUUGUCCGUCCUAUGUUUUAGCAAUUUUGUCAUUGCCGAAGAAGCGACGUGCACGGCGGAUGGUGAUUGCUCGGUCGAGGAAGAAGCAGCUUCUACAUCCAACAAUGCUUCGGGCGCCAAGGUGGUUUGUGAAAACAAGCACGAUCAAUGCGAGUUCUGGGCCGGUCUUGGCGAGUGUGAAAAAAACCCUGGUUAUAUGCACAGCAACUGCGCCAAGAUUUGUGGAACGUGUGCGGGAUACCGACAACCGACUUUGGCGGAUGGAAAAACGUUUGGAGUGUCCCAGCAAGUCACGGGAAGCAAAGCCGAUGAAAUUCAAAAACUCAUUGAUGACACACAAAAAUACAUGAGGGAAGAAGUCUCUGUAGAUGACAAAUUCAAGGAAGUUCGGGAUGGAUGCCAGAAUCGAAAUGAACUCUGUGCUUUUUGGGCCGUCAUUGGGGAAUGUGAAGCCAAUCCAAAGUUUAUGGAAAUGGAAUGCGCGCCUUCCUGCAAGACGUGCAUCAAAUUGGACUUUGAUUUCCGAUGCCCUUUUGACAAGGACGCUCCUUCCACUUGGAAACCCGGUGAUCUCAACAAAAUGUUUGAACGAAUCACUACUGAUCAAUACUACCAGCAGUUCGAACCAAAGAUCCUUUCCCAACCAGGGCAGCCCAUUGGAAAAUUCAAGGAUGGACCCUGGGUGAUCACCCUUGACAACCUACUCUCGGAACAAGAAUGUGAAAAGUUAAUUGAACUUGGUGGGGUCCGAGGGUAUGAGCAGUCGUAUGAUGUGGGAAAGAAGAAAUACGAUGGCACCUAUGAUAAGCAUUUGAACCAGGAUCGCACCAGUACCAAUGCUUGGUGUGUCGAUGAAUGCUACAAUGACACUGUCACGCAAGACGUUGUCCAUAGGCUGGAAAACGUUACUGGCAUCGAUGACACGAACAGUGAAUAUUUGCAGCUACUCCGCUACGAAGUUGGGCAAAAAUAUGGGCAGCACCACGAUUACAUCGAUUACCAGAAAAACCGCCAGUGUGGUGUUCGUAUCAUCACUGUCUUCCUGUACCUCAAUGAUGUGGAAGCAGGAGGGGGAACAGACUUCCCUUUGCUAGGACUCACAGUGAUGCCAAAACGAGGCUCCGCACUCAUUUGGCCUUCUGUCAUGGAUGCCAAUCCUGACUACAAGGAUCAUCGCACAGAACACCAGGCGUUGCCAGUGGAAGCCGGAACAAAGUAUGGUGCCAAUGCAUGGGUUCACCAAAGAUCCUUCAAGGAUCCAUACGCAAAAGGUUGCAUCUAG
Messenger RNA from Seminavis robusta, 1314 nucleotides. NCBI's taxonomy places the organism in Eukaryota, Bacillariophyta, Bacillariophyceae, Naviculales, Naviculaceae. The record is from the annotation of a GenBank genome assembly.